AUGGCCACCGCCAACCAGACAAUAGUGCCACCGACGGCACGGCCACCAGCAUCCUCCGCUCAGCCAGCCUACGCCUGGCCAGCAUCCUCCUUUGAGCUACCAACACGACGCUCUAGGAUUAGACCUUUCGUCAUACUCAUCUGCGCCAUCAUCCGAAUGGCCAAUGAAGUGAACCGACACAGCAUGCGAUCCCCUCUACGAGCCUUCCGGCCUUCGAGAUUUGUAACGGCAACCCUCGACGGCGAGGCUGGGGCGAGCACGAGCAGUGCGCGAGCAUGGACCCUGCCGUCUAAAAUCCUUCAGGUCGCCGAGCUGCGAUCCCAGGACGGCUGCAUCUGGCGGGUGGACGGCGCAGCAACCUUACCAGACGAGGCGUGCACCCCAUUGGUGGUGGUCCUUGGCCCGCUCUUCAAGAGGGCCAAACGGUUGACGGUGGAGGGGACCAAGCUGAAGUACACGCACAACCUCAUCCGUAGAGCGCACCAAGACGUCGAGGAGAAGCUGACAGCGUACCUCACCCACAUCGGCUCCAUGGAAGCCCAGAUACUGCAGCGCUACGACCCCAUGGAACUGGAGUACACAGCCACCGGAACAGAUCUGGUGGAGACGAUGGUGCUCGACGGCCUCUUCAUCAUCGAGGUGCUCAUCAACCACUGGACGAGGAAGAGAGACCAAGAGCCAAUCUCGGUAGAGAUGAAUAUGAUCGACUUCACUACACAACCGCUCAGAUGGGAGCCUAACGCACUUCGUUUGGACCUGAUAGUCGUCCAAAACCAGAUUCCCUUCUUCGUGCUGGAGAAGCUAUUCUGCAUGACUGACAUCCCCGAGCUUGGUGAGAAUCAGAAGAAGCCCACCAAGCUCAAACAAAUCAUACUUGAUUAUCUGAUCGGCGAUACAAAUGAUGCAGGACUAGCCGAUUACCAAGGCCCAGUAUAUCACAUCCUGCAUCUGGUGUAUUUAUACCUCACAUUUUCGAGAGCUUCAGCACUCCCGGUGAACAUGGACACGCGGACCUGGGACAAGUUGGCACACAAGGCCAUGGAUCUCCGCGCGCUUUUUAAGCGGACCUUCUCGUGCUCCUCAAACCUACUACCUGUUGGUUGGAAACAGUGGAAGGUGAUCCCCCCAUUGCGGGAGCUCGUUCGAGUUGGAGUGAAGCUAAAGAGGGCAGAGACAGCCUGGUUCGCCCAAGUAAAGUUCAAUAAGAAGGGAGUUCUAGAGAUCCCACCCUUAGCAUGGGGGCGGUAUCACAUUAGGCUGCUCACCAACCUGGUGGUUCUCGAGAUGUCUGGAUGGUGGCCUGCUGACAAUCGCCUUUUCUGUAGCUAUGUGAGAUUUAUGGCCGAGCUCAUCGUGAACAAGAAGGAUGCUACGCUUCUCUUCAAGAAGGGCAUCAUCCAGGAGAUCAACGAACAUGACAUCGACAAGAACUUGCUUAACCCAUUUCGAAUUCUUGCAGACUAUAGCCAUGGCUCCAAGUAUGAUUUCCACUUCAACGGCCUUGUUGACGGCAUUAUUAAGUGCUACCAGAAAUGGAGCAACGUCGAUGCGUAG
Messenger RNA from Triticum dicoccoides, 1554 nucleotides. RefSeq names its product UPF0481 protein At3g47200-like. NCBI's taxonomy places the organism in Eukaryota, Viridiplantae, Streptophyta, Magnoliopsida, Poales, Poaceae. The record is from RefSeq and is a predicted model, not a curated record. The coding region runs from base 1 to 1554 and encodes 517 amino acids. The transcript has a single exon.